CAAAGUUAACUCACAACACAGUUCUAUAUACAAGAGUUCACACCAAGUACCAAACAUAAUUACCGCACCACACAGUUCCAAGCGCUGCUUCGUUUGGUUCAGCAUGAUGGCGGUACGUCGCAAUGGUGCGGGCGAUUGCUAUCGUGUAAUUUAUGUUGCAUCGUCAAUUAAAAACUUUUCGAUACAGUCCACAUAUAUUUAUCAACAUUAACAUUGGUCCUCCGGGCCGGAUUUUACCGGUGCAUUCGUUUCGUUGGUGUCGUUUCGGUUGUUUGGUUCGCGCCGCGUGGCCAGUUGUGGUAACGGUAAAUUAACUGACUUUAUUUGGUGUGCAGUCUAAAUUGUUUGUGGAAUUUACCUACCGACAUGUUGUGUGGGAUAUCGCGGUAAUUAUUUUGUCUUGUGUGGCGACCUAACCUUGUUGCGCGUGCGACCAGAUAUGGGUGGUAUAAUAAUUUUUGUUGAGGUCAUUAGUGGCCUGGCUCGUUGAAUUGUUGUUAUCAUCGGGACGAACUUUUGACUGGUGCUUACCGUUUCGUCAUGGCUGAUGUUAAAGCUCUGCAACUGCGCCUUCGGUUAGCAGAGGGACGUGUGAAGCGUGCCUUUGACCUUGUGAAAGCAAUAGCGAGUGACGCGAGUAAAGUAAAGUUGUUUCUUGCCACCGCGCGCGAUCUACCGGGGGUGAAGCAAGCCUUCGAUACGGACUUCAUCGAGUUGGAAGCAGCGGCGGACAUGUUGGAGGACUUCAACAGCGACGACCAUCUUCAACGGAUGACUCAGCUGGAGGAGCAUUACUAUACGGUGAUGGCGACUGUAGACUCACUGAACAGCACUGACAAGACGGCUGAACAGGUAGCAAGUGAUGACAAGGGAUUGACGUCUCGUAGGGGUAAAGUAGCCUUACCUAAGAUUGCUCUGCCGUGUUUUGAUGGAAUCCCUCAGAAUUGGUCCAACUUCUCAAACUUAUUCGAGACAUUGGUGUCAAAUAACUCAGAGCUCUCGGCAGUAGAAAAGUUAGCAUAUCUGAAGAGUGCUCUUGGUGGGGAGCCUUUGGGGAUGAUUCAUUCGCUGUCGUUGUCAGAGGCGAAUUUUGAUGUAGCAUGGAAGUUGUUACUAAACCGCUAUGAUAAUAAGCGGCUUAUUGUGUCAUCUCAUGUCGAGGCAUUGUUGCAAGCACCUUCUGCGUCAGCAGAAUCGGCAAGGUCAUUACGCCAGUUAGUCACAGUCAUCUCGGAGAAUGUCUCAGCACUGGAAGCACUGGGAGCACCUGUUGACAAAUGGGACAUGGUGCUGCUUCCCAUUCUUAGUAAGCGGCUGGAUACUAAAUUAAGGGUGGAUUGGGAAAUGACCUUGGGGCAGGAGUUUCCAACUUUAGAUGGGUUUAUAACUUUUCUUGAAAAACAUUGCAAUGCGCAAGAGGCAGUUACUUACUCGCAUUCCAAGGCUGUUGCACAGGGCUCUAAGCAAAGGAGUUUUGCACCCACAAGAAACAUACCAUUUUCCAAGGUCCAUCUCAGCGCUGUUCAAGUUUGUUGUAUCUGUAGUGCCACCCACCCCUUGUUCAAGUGCCCCGAAUUCCUUACAUAUAACCCUCAUGAUCGCUAUAGUGUUGUAAAGAAAAACAAUCUAUGUUUGAAUUGUCUCGGUGGGUCACACCGCUCUAAAAACUGCUCCUUGACAGCAGCUUGCAAACAUUGCGGUAGCAAGCAUAACUCGUUGUUGCACUUUGAAAGGGUUUCUCAUCAGGAAUCAGGUUCAGGUGAGGAUGGCGAGACAGCCCGAACUGCAGAAACCACUGUCUCGUCCAUGUCGUCACGUGUGGUGAAUCCCCCCUGUGCAAAUCACACCAUCUUGCUGUCAACUGCUCAAGUCGCUGUGUUCGACUCGAAUGGCGGAUCUGUUACUGUACGUGCACUAUUGGAUACGGCCAGCCAGGCGAGCUUCAUCACUGAACGUUUAAUGCAGAAAAUGCACUUGAAACGUGAAAGAAUUCAUCUUCCUGUUCAGGGCUUGUCUAAUACGCCUGUCAAUGUGGCCAGAGCUCGUACAUCUGUUAUUAUUGGGCCCGUUGGCAACGCCAGUCUUCAAUUUUCAGUAGAUGCCUUUGUGUUACCAAAUACAGUAAAACCUCCAUUAACGAAUAUUCUAUUUAACGAAAAACCCCAUACAACGAAAUAAAAUUUUGGUCCCGCCGAACCGCCAUAAGAUCAAUGCUGUUUUAACCUCUAAAUACCGAAUUUUAUUUGUUCCGAAAUAGUGAAAUUCCCUUUACAACGAACUGCCGCUAUUGAAAAACACGCAAAAAUAAACAUCUCCUACAAGACAUCCACUAAUUUUUUUGCAUUCACUGCUUAAAAAUACGUGCGUAUAACCUUAAAAUAAUAAGCAACAUAGCGGAAGGCAAUAAAUAAACAAAGCAUCAUGGAUAACACACGUCGUGUAUACAUGCCACACUUUGUUCAAAAUGGCGGGUACAUUUAGCGCUAGUGGCGGAAACCUCUCGUACCAUCUCUCUGGCAAGACGAACAACUAGUGUAUUUUGCGUUUCUAUGGUUAAAGAUGCACACACGCAAAUAUUUUUAACUAUGGUGUAGUACAAUUUCCGUUUUUUCAGUUUUCACUGUUGUUUAUUUAUUUCCACACGUAGUUACGGAAAUCAACACGUUACUACUGUAAAAUGAAUUCUAAUCCUAAAAAGCGGCGACAGAUUAACGUUAAAAUAAAAUUAGAAAUUUUAAACGCAGUUGAUGAAAGUGGAAAAAAAAAUUGAUAUAGCUAAACGUUUCGACAUCCCGGCGUCUACACUUUCGACCAUAUUAUCCAACCGGGAACAGAUCGAAAACAACGCUUCUCUGGUAGGGACAAAUCGAAAACGUGUGAAAGUAUGUAAAAAUGAUGAUUUGGACAAGAUACUUUUUGACUUGUUAAUGGAGGCUAGGGCAUCAAACAUCAACAAAGACAUGCCAGGAAGCACUGGGGAUGGGAAUUGAUAAUUUCCAAGCAUCAAAUGGUUGGCCAUUAAACAAGUGUAUUCUAUGUACUUUUACAUGUUUAAUUCCUCAUUAUCGUAUUAAACAGUCAGAAAGACAGUUCUAGCCAUUUAUGUGAAGCUUUAUGGUGACUAGAAAUAUAUUGUGCGAAACCUCCAUUUAACAAACCCCUUUACAACAAACACUACAAAUUUUGGUCCCUUGAGAUUUGUUAAAUAGAGGUUUCACUGUAUCACCAGUGACCUGCCAAAUGUGAAAGUGUCUAGUGAAGUGCGUAAGGGUGUAUCCCAUUUAAGACUGGCAGAUCCAUCCUUUGAUAUUCCGGGCCCUAUCGACUUGCUUAUUGGAGAAGAUUUGUUUCCCGAGUUGAUGACAGGAGGCAGGUUGGAUGGCCCGCCAGUGGCCUUGGACUCCGUAUUUGGUUGGGUGUUGAUGGGAAAGGUGAAAGCGGCACCGGUACCUUCUUAUUCAAAAUCAUUUUGCAUCUCACUUUUUACCUCGACACCGCCGUUGGAUGUUGUCAUGAGGAAGUUUUGGGAAGUCGAGGAUUUUCCGCUGACGAAGUAUCCUGCACCUGAGGAUGAUCUUUGUGAGAACCUGUUUGUUAAAACACACACGCGGCAAGAAGAUGGCCGUUACAGUGUGUGCUUGCCAUUUCGUAAGUAUCCUCCUGAAUUCGGAGAUACUAGAGCCCAAGCCAUUCAUCGUUUAUUUGGGUUGGAAAGACGUUUAAGAGGAAAUCCAACUCUCAGGAUCAUGUAUUCCGAAUUCAUGCAAGAUUAUCUCGAUUCGGGCCACAUGGAGAAAGUCCCCCCUGAUCAGGUGUUCUCGCCACAAUCAUAUUAUCUUCCACACCAUUGUGUCAUUAAGCCAGAUAGUUCCACCACCAAAUUGCAUGUCGUGUUUGAUGCUUCUGCUAAGGACUCUAAUGGUGUAUCAUUGAAUGAUAACUUGUUGACGGGAUCCAAGCUACAGCAAGAGAUAGGGGAUUUAUUGUUAAAUUUCCGUUCGCAUUAAGUCGUUUUCACUGGCGAUAUAAAACAAAUGUAUCGCCAGAUUGCUGUUCACCCAGACCACCACAACUACCAACGCAUUGUAUGGCGAUGCAGUGACACAGAACCGGUAGAAGAUUACCGUCUCAAAACGGUUACUUAUGGGGUAUCAUCGGCUCCAUACCUGGCACUUCGUACAUUGCAGCAGUUGGCUAAGGAUGAAGAGACAACAUUCCCAGUAGCGUCCAAGGUAUUGCUGUCAGACUUGUAUGUUGAUGAUGUUGUGACAGGAACAGACUCGGUUGAUUCUGCGUUAGCCAUGCAAAGGGAGCUAAUUAUGUGUCUUAACAAAGGCGGUUUCAAACUGCGGAAGUUCACCAGUAACCACAGCGCACUUCUGGAUUGGCUCCCAGUGGAGGAAGUGGAGAGUCCCCAGUCAUUUCUAUUGGAUUGCGGCAGCCAGAAUGUGGUUAAGGUGCUGGAAUUGCAGUGGAACCCAGUCUCAGAUUCCUUUACUUACACGGUGCAUAUUGGUUCACAUCAAAUCACCAAACGAACCGUACUGUCAACAAUUGCCAGGAUUUUUGACCCGUUAGGAUGGCUCAGUCCACUCCUAAUGUUUGCAAAGCAUUUCAUGCAAAUCCUUUGGAUGAAGACAUUGGACUGGGACGCGAGUCUCCCUGCUGAUCUGGCAGAGCGUUGGAGUUGCUUCAGUCGAGACCUCCCUCGGUUGUCCUCUAUUGUUAUUCCUAGGUGUAUUAAGAGGCCUAUACAGACAGUGUUCAGGGCAUGAUUGUAGGGCCUUUUGUUAAGAAGAAUCUGCAGCUUUCCAUUACAGAUAAAAUUGUCAUGUUUUUUGUAUGUAUAGGGAAAGGAUGAAUGGGUCGAUCUAUAAUUUUUAUAAUGCUUUUUAAAAUUCGUAACAUAGGUAAAAAUAUUUCCGAAUGUGUGGUUUUACGCAGCUGUUUUAUGUAUUGUGUGUAAUGCACACAAAAAAAGUAGACACACACACCGAUAGAGUAUUAAUCGUUGAUUAAAAUGGUGUAAAAACAUACAUAGGUCACCGCUGAAAAACGCCCAGAAUUCUUCUACGACGAAAUGCAUUUCGGCACAUUUAUUCUGCCGGGAAGUGUCUCCCUCGCGCGGCGUAUUCUUAAGCCGGCGACUGGAGCCGAGGAGUGGGGCUAGCGGCUGCUGUGAAGGCAGCGGAGGGGAAGUUCGUCUGACGGCUGCUCGGUCGCCUUAUCAGCGCGUCGGGGUAUCGGAUAUCGCGAUAAGCACAUGUGUUCGCAGGAAAUCCUUAUAUUUCUCCAACAAGAAAGAAAAAUAAAGCUACUGAUCUCAAAGCAUACUGGAGUCAAAGGUCAGUUUGUUUUGUAAUAUGUCAUACAAAAUACAUAUGGCGUUCAUUAGCCUGCGUAGUCGAAACUUACCUUGUGAUCUCUCACCUCCAACACCUUCCCGACCAUAAUAUUGAGUUAUCUUAGAUGAACAAUCGCAUAUUGAAAAGUUUAUUUAAAAUAUAUAGGUUAAAUAUGUAAGUUUAUGAUAUGUAAUGCAUCCAUAAGUUAUAAGUUUUGACAGGCUGAGCUCCCUGUUGGGAAGGGGGAGGGGGAGGGGGGAAACAAACUCUGGCUCCUCACUGUCGAAGCAUAUAAUAUGUGUGUAUUAACGUUGUAGUAUUAACCUUUAAAAUGUGUAUAACAUAUGUGUACAUUUUUUUAUUUGGCACUGAAUUAUCAAUUUAUUCACAGGAAAAAACUAUACCUAAACAAAACAAUGUCAAUGAAGAAUUGGAAAACCAGAGCCUAUCAAGAUCACUGCAGACAUCAAGCACUGAUUGAAAACGAAAUAACAUCCGGAGUGCAUGAAGUAGUGUACUAUGAAGAAAGCUAUCCGGCAAAUUGAGUAACUGUUUACAUAUUAUUUAAAACAAAUCUAAGUUAUUAAUUUAGAGAAAGUAAGAUCGGCAACACAACCAGUUCUAUUAAUUUAACAAAUAUGGUUUGGCCAAAAUAUACAUAAGAUUUUUGGUCUGUUCAGUGUAAGGUCAUUUAUUGCACAAAAAAUAAAGAAGUCUAGGUAUUAAAAAAGGAUAAAUUUUAUGCAUUGCAGGAAAAAAUUUAAAUUUUAUAGCUGCAGUUAUCAAGUUCCGGAAGGUAGAGACUCACGAUGUCACCUUGGCAGCCAGGGAGUAAAAACGGCACAAGAAAUUUCUUCAAGAGAAAAUGACACAUCAGAUGAAGAGAAUAACUACUCUGUAGCCAAUGUCCUGCACAAUGAAGAUGGGCAGUGUAUCUCUACAGCCAUGUCUUACAUAGAAAUGCAACCGCCUCUGAAACUAUUUGAGAUGGAAGCAGGAUGUUCUUUCUGGUCAACCACCGAAGGAGCCAUUGACAUUCCAUACGAGCUGGUGGACAGGAAUGAGCCAACUGUAGACAGUAGAUGUAUCAACAAUUCAGUGACAAGCAAUCAGGUUAGCUGAAUGACAAUGAUAUUGCUUUUAAAUAUAUUGACCUGUUAAAAAAAUUACAGUUAAAUUAUAACUUAACUUUACGAAUAUACUUCAAUUGAAAAAUUACACAACUACUCAAACUACAUAAAUGUUUUUUAAUCAGAAAUUUCACUAAAAACAGGGCUAAAAAAUGAAGACAGUAAAAAAUCUUAACCCCAUUUAGUGACAAUAGACAACAUCUUUUAUUGACCUUACUUAAAAGUGAUAUACCAUCCCCAGUUAAAACAUAAACAGCAUUGACUUAAGCACUAAAAAUAUUUAUAUUGUAGCAAGACUUUUCAAAUUAUGCAUCAUACAUUGGACAAAAAACUAUUAAAAAUACUACAGCUACUAUAAGUACUUUUACUGCUAUCAAUACUCCUGUUUUAUUCGUAACUUGAGAAACAAUAAUAUAUACCUACAUAUUUUAUGGACAUAGAAAUAUAACAUGAUUUUAGGUACAUUAAUAGAUAUAAGUUAUUCAAAAAUAAUGUAUUUAUGGAUUGUUUCAGCCGAACAGUUUAUUCAUUAUUCCAAGAAAAUAUAAACAUUUGGAUGAAUAUAUUGAACAUGUAAAGGAAGACAACGGUUUGGUACUCCAAAAGCAGCAAACAUCCACAUCCUCACCAACUAGCUGUUCUCAGGGCGAAAGAGUGUUUUCAAAUGAAGAAGAGAAAACUGAAGAAGUGUUAUACGGUGUCUGAUUUGUAGAUAUGUCGUACUUACAAAUACUCACGGAAGCAAGUCAGCAUAAUGAAUCGUUUGGGUGUACUCUUGCAAAUAUGUGUGUAAUAAAAAAAAUUCGAAAGAAUUUUUUUAUCUAUUAUUGUAUUUUUUUGUAUUAUGUACAACAUGACUCUGUGUUCCUACGCAUAAUAUGGAAGAUAAUUCAGUUAUGGAUAUGAAUUCAAGGGCUGUUGGUGGAGUUAUGGGCAUUGGGGCAAGGUAUUCUCAAUUACAAGAAUUAUGUGCAGCAAAAGGCGUGCCUUGCAUGGCACCAGCAACUUAUUCCAAACAUCACGAUGUUAGCUGUAAUGGCCGGGGAAAAGCAGCUUCAGAAAAAAUGGAAGAGGCUGCACGCGAAGAAGCUGAAUUAGCGAGAGCCAAUGAUGAAGUUGACGAGCAUAACAUUCCCCUCAUUACUAUUGUUGUCGAUGGCUGUUGGUGCAAACGCUCCUACAAAUGUAAAUAUGAUGCACUUUCUGGAGUUGCAAACAAAAAGAAAGUUUUGUUCAAGGCAGUUGCAAACAAAUAGUGCUAUGUUUGCGCUCGAGAGAAAAAUAACGAAUCUAUCCCUUCACACGAUUGCUAUAAAAACCACGAAGGUAGCUCAAGUAACAUGGAAGCCAAAAUAAUAGUAGAAGGAUUCAAAAAGAGUUUAACUACAACAUAAAGUAUGCCAAAAUUAUAGCCGAUGGUGACAGCAGUGUAUACAAGAAAAUUCUGGAAGCUAGGCCAUAUAACACUCUUACUGUUGAGAAGAUAGAAUGCAGGAAUCAUCUGCUCCGCAAUUACAGGAAGAAAAUUAUUUCUGCGAGUGAAAAUGCUAAUCUUGGGACUACCAUUCUGAGGAAAAUAGUUUAUAUAAAAAUGAGUAAACUAUCCAUUGGAUUGCAAAAAGCAAUCGCUUACAGAAAGUCACAGGGCACCGAUCAAGUUAAAGUUUCACAGUUGAAAUGCGAUAUUGAAAAUGGUCCGAGCCACGUUUUUGGUGAGCACAAAAAUUGCAGUACUUUAGGUUACUUCUGCGAUGGUCGAAAAGACGGCGAGUCAAACAUUGUCCCAGAGUUAGAAAAAAUUCUUUGUGGUCUCAUAUUUAUAAAGAAUGUCAGUAUUUAGCUGCUCAUUCUUGAAGCCUCAUACAUGAUGUAGAUAGCAACAAAGUCGAACAAUUCAAUUCAAUAAUUGCGAAAUUUUCCGGAGGAAAAAGAGUGCCACGAAACGAUCUUAUCAAGGGAGAUGUGCUGAUGCUGUAAUAGCACACAAUACAAAAACACCACAAUAUGUGUUACAAAAAAGCAUGUUCAAGGGUAUAAGUCCGAAUAAAAUUUCAAAAAGAUUAGAAUUCAGAAGGCGGGAACUUCGAAGACGGGAAUUAAAAAAAAAACCCACAAAUUAUCAUCAACAAAAACAGCCAAAAAAAUCUCUCACCAAAACCUAUGGAGAAAAGGACUAUGGUCCUCAAUGUCAACAGCCUGACAUGGAUCCAGAAACAUUUGAGGAACAGAAACAUGCUUUCCUCAGUAGGUUACAACUAACACAAUAGGACCAUCAACAGUUAGAGACAGACACAAUUCUCCAGGCAGGAAGCGGAAAAUGGCUUUAAACACGUAGAAAAAUUCUAACGGCUUCUAAUUUCGGGAACGUCUGUCGUAGACGUGCAUCAACAAGCUGCGUGAACUUAGUUCGCAGUAUUGUUUAUACCUCCGAUAUUUUGAAUGUGCCUGCAAUUUACCAUGGUAAAAAUUUUGAGGUGAUAGCUAUAGAACAACUAGAAAAACAAGAAGGAAUUAAGGUUGGAAAAAGUGAACUCUUCAUUGACAAGGAAUUGCCUUUCUUGGGUGCCACUCCGGAUGGUGUUAUUGGAGAAAAGGGUCUUGCAGAAGUCAAGUGUCCAUAAUCUGCAAUUGGAAAAGAUGUUACUGCAGCAGUUAAACAAGGGAACAUCCGAUAUCUGAGUUUCGAAGGAGAUGAACUGAAACUGGGAAAGAAAAAAAAAAUCAUAUUUUUAUCAAGUUCAGGCACAGCUUCGCAUUUCAGAGAGGGAAUAUUGCAUUUUUGGUGUUUGGACAUCAGUGGAAAAAGAGAUGGCAAUAUUUCGAAUUGAAAGGGAUGACAAUUGUUGGAAACAAGAGAUGGAACCACAUCUUACAAAAUUCUAUUAUAACUGCAUUUUGCCAGAACUGGUGGACCCUAGGCAUACGAGGAGCAUGGAAAUUCGAGACCCUCCAUACAUUAUUGAUGCUAUUGAAAAAAGAGUAAGAAAAAAAUUUGCUGCUGUCAAGACUUGUUCAGCUGCUCAUUAAUUACCUAUGUAGCGUAGCUUCUUAAAAAAUGGGGGAAUAUAAUAUGUAUAUUUUCUUAAAGUAUUUAUUGCGAUAUAACAUUAUUAUAUAAUAAAAUAUAAACUCAGUGCGCUGUUAAAUUAUGCUUGUAAAAGCAGACCAUCUAAAUGUACUCAACUGCGUAUCCAUAAACUCAUAUGUUUUUUGUCUUUGUGGUGUGUAAAUGUGUUCAAAUUCAAUUAUAUUUCAUUAAAGAAGAUGUAUUUGUACAACUUCAUACAUUAACUUUUUUUUCUUCAGAAAAGCCAAAAAUAAUUUGUACAGAUAAAUCUAUGAUUGUUAUUUUCUGAACAGUUAUUGGGUGGACAUGCAUACAAAUAUUUUAAAUAGCAAAUUGUAAACAAUCUAAACAUGUACAAAAUAUAAGGUAGAAAAAAUAACAUGAUUCUGUGCCGUAUUGAAAAUGCAUUUUGGCACAUAUUAUCCUUACCAUACUUUUUUUAAAAUCACUAAUUAUUGAUAUUGACAAUGGUGCAAAGAUUCUAUUUCUAACGGAAUAAAGAGUUACAAAUACAUGAUAUGACAUGCUGAGUAAUCGCGUCAUUAUUACAAAAAAAAACUGUUUGUGUACGUUUGGAAUAAAAACUGUGAACACUAGUCACUCACCGUAAACGCCACACAUCUUCCUGUAUACUCAUUUCAUGUUAAAGAAUGGGGAAAGUCCGGGUGAACAAAAUUACGAUUUUUGCCUCAUAACGUUACCACGUUUCGGAUGACUUAGACAACUAGUUCCGUAAUUUUGCAAACUUCAAAUACAAUUUGCAGCAACAAAUAGUACCUGUGACUAUGUUAUAUGACUUCGUUGAGCUAAGAGAUGCAUUUCAACCUGUUGUUAAAACUAACAUAUUUUUAUGUACGAAUGUUUGUUGACUCAUUGUUGCAUCAGUGCAUGCUUAGAUUCGUUUGUAUUCGUAUGAUAAAUUGUAGUUUAGUACGUACAUUUAAAUCUAAUACGUAUUUUAUGAUGAAAGAAAUUGUAAAAAAAAAUAUACCGGAAGGGUGAAAAAUCAUGUAAACUAUUUAUGAGUUAUUUCUGAAACCCAGCAAUAAUAUAACUAUUUUCGUACAUAGUAUAAAAUUGAAAAUUUGAAAAAUAUUAUUCUUUAUUUGAUGGUAAUCUCAUUACUUUGUUGCUGGUGGAAACGUAAUAGCACAAAACUUGAAGGGUAACCAGACCCAAGUGUAUAACUGAAUUAUUAUAUAACUCAAUAAGUCACAACUUAAUUAUUUAAGUAAAUCAUUGCUUGCCAAUAAUUGGCACAAAUCAAUUUUAAUUUCUUAGUCAGCAAGGUUUAAAACUACAAACGAAAAAUCUCCCAGCAAGGAAGUGUGCAUGUGUCCGCGUAUGCGUACCUGUGUUGUUUAUGCGUAGGUAUGCGCACUUGCUAUGCUAUGCAUGCAUUAUUUUUGACUAGGUAACAUGUAGGCCUACAUAUUUUCAACUAUGAUAUUAAAAUAUGUAAUAUUUUUGGUUAAGUAUAACGGAAAAUGCAUUUGAUUCUUUAUAUGGAUGAGUUGCGUAGUUUUGACAGCUCCAUAGAAUUUGCAAUGAAAGUUCGGCGCAGCUCCGAAAGCAUGGAAAAUGAGAGAUCUCUGAGAAGAAAUACUCCAGCCAAUAGUCUUGUCUAGUGUAAAUAACCUGGCCGGGGGAGAGAAUUGGGAGGUUGGUGGGCAAUGCGCUCAACACAACGCCAAGUGCGGCCUUUAUCCACUGACGUAUAGUAAAUAACUGCGCCUCGAGUAACGCGACACCGCGACAACACGAGACUCGAGGACAGAGCGAUAGCGGGUACGGAACACCGCGAUCUUUCCUAAAAGACACUGUAAGCUGGAAUGCCGGCGGGGUGGAAAGUGUUUUCCCCACUCCGCCUCCCAGUCGAAGUGACGCGCCGCCAAGAUAACCAAUCCACGUCUCCUCCUUCCAGCUUUGUCCCGCCCACCUUGCACGAUGUCGUAAGCGCAGAACCCGCUGGCGGAGUUGCGCCCUGUCUGUAUAGGCCUCUUAAGGGUCAAAGGUAUGAUAUCCAUGGAUUUUCAGAUAGCUCUGAGAAGGGCUUCGCUGCAGUGGUAUACCUGCGUGCCCAAGGUCCUGACGGUGAGGUCAGUAUUCAUUUGUUGAUGGGUAAAGGUAAGGUAGCACCACUCAAGGUACAAUCGCUGCUUCGUUUGGUUCAGCAUGAUGGCGGUACGUCGCAAUGGUGCGGGCGAUUGCUAUCGUGUAAUUUAUGUUGCAUCGUCGAUUAAAAACUUUUCGAUACAGUCCACAUAUAUUUAUCAACAUUAACACUAUGUUUCAAUUUGUGGGAUGUAAAUAUGAAUAACUAGGGUUAAAUAUUUAAAUAUGAGCCAUCAUGCAAUAAAUUUUUUGCUGUAAAAUACUUUUUUUUUCACCUACCAAAAAUCCUUUUAAUAAAGCAUUAUACUAAGGUACUUACUUAAUGAUUACAAAAAUUGAAUUUCUGGAGUCUUUUACUGUAUUUAUUUAUGAAAAGUAUUCAAUUGGUUUUGUUUUGGUUAUGGGAAUUGUUAAAAAAUUAUAUCAAUGAUUGGAUUGGUAUCGGUUUUUAUCUAUAACACUCAUCAGUACUUAAGGGUGCAUGGUUAGAGCUGACCGACUUUUCAGUUGCCCUGCUCUGCCUCUACUAACGGUGGUCUGGUGUGCAAUCUUAUCGUUGAGUUCAAAGCUAUAACACCACAAAACCAGUAUUCCUACAUAAAUUGUUUAUUAACACAAACAAACACCACACAUUUAUAUUUGUAUAGGUUGUGGAUUCUGAAGUUCUGCAGACAUUUGACGGCUUACAGCUUUAGGCAGACAACACUUUCACUUUAACAAAUUAAAUACAUAUAUUAACUUUGUUUAAUGUAACUUGUAUCAAAUUUGACAGUUCUCAAGAAGAAUAGUACCACCGGAGCCUUUUCCCAACUUCCCUUUGCAAAGCAUCAUAUGAUAUUUUUUUGUUACAAACUUUGAUAACCACAUGAAAUUGUUUCCAAAAACUGUUGACAGAGCAACAGUGGCAGAAGAAUACACAGACAGUUGGAACUACUUUUAAGAACCGUCAAAUUUGAGACAUGUUUCAUGAUGCAGACUAUAGCAGGUAUUACAAUUGUACAAUUUAAUAAUUUACAGCCUAACAUGUGGACUGGCUAAUUUUGUCGGCAUGUUU
Molecule: messenger RNA, 12711 nt
Organism: Bacillus rossius redtenbacheri
Lineage: Eukaryota; Metazoa; Arthropoda; Insecta; Phasmatodea; Bacillidae
Exons: 2
Coding region: 541-2178 (545 amino acids)
Source: RefSeq, a predicted model, not a curated record